AUGUCUGCCACGGAAAAUGUGUCUCCGGAGAACUCUUCUUCAAACGACGAUUCCACACAACGACGACGAUCGACUACAGUUAUCAUGACGAUGAAUGUGACAAUGCCAGCAGAGGGAUCAGAUGGACUCAAACGGAAUGAAUCGAUGCGAAGAAGACUAUCAAAACAGAAUGCUACGAUUGAAGAGCCAAUGUCUCAUCUAUCACUUUCUGAUUGUCCAUCCCCGAGCCCAGAAACUACCGUACCAUGUAUUGAAGAACAUCCAGAAGAGGGAAGAGAGGAUUCAGAUGAGAAACAAACUGAAAGCAAUAACGAUGGAACUAAACUUCUUCCACCGGGUCAUGCUCAGAAAAAACUAUGGGCAACUUCAAAGUCAUUGAGCCGAGAAUCAACUGGAACGGAAUACUCGGAUAGGAGUGGAACGGAUCUUCGCAGUUUCGUAGAUCGCACGCUUCACAAGAGUGAGGAGGAUAGAAAACAGAUUUUAGAGUUUGAGCAGGAACUCAAGGAUCUUGUAAUGGAUGAGAGUGUUCAAUCGAAGAAGUUCGAACUUCCAUCAUCCUAUCAUCGGAUGCUCCUUCAUAGAUGCGCUGCGUUGUUCGGAUUGGAUCAUAAUGUGACUAACAAAUUGACAGAAAUCGUUGUCAAUAAGUCGGAGAGAACUAAAAUACCAGAAGAAAAUUUCGCUGAUUUCAUUCGCCAUAACAACUAUUCGGAGGAUCGAUUACGACGACAAAACACUGGAGGAUCUUCCAGAAAAGACUUGCAUCAUAUGGAAUCGUUUGAACAAAACAGUCAGUAUGGAAGUCAAGCAAGUCUCAAUCACGAUUUGCUCAUGAUGCGCCGAGCUCAGUCAUUCGAUGUGGCACAAGUAGGCGGCAGUCCAGUCAUGCAAUCUCCCAGUCCACGUGGACUUCCGAUGAGACAACACUCACUGAACUGUCAACCACAGCAACAAAUGAUUGGAUCUCCUGUCAGUUCUGGAGGCCAUCAUGGCCAUCAAUGGGCUCCACAAAGAUCUUUCGAUUUCACAAACAACAGCUAUUUGUGCACUUCCAAACAUCCCAUGAUGCGGAAAGCCGAGAGUUUCGGUGGAAUGGCAAAUGGACAUGGGUACUGUGAGCCAAUGGUCUGUCAGACCCCACCAUCUGUUAUGGUCCACCAUCAUCACCAUCACGCGCAUUCCCAUGUUCACCAGCAGCCGCAUGAAUCCAACUACACUGCAUAUCACCAGAUGUACGAUGAGAUGCCAAUGGGAUCUCUGAACUACGCAGAGUCGGGAAUGUGCUCUCCUGGAGGAACUUAUUAUGAAUAUGUUCCCGUUCAACAGCCUCCUCCACCAAUUCAAUACACUCGUCCGAUUCGUUACAUGUCGCAUGACUAUCAUCAAAGAAGACCGCAAUCUGCUUCAUACACUUUAUACACACCACAACCAUAUACUUCGUACCAACCACAAAUGCAAUUUGUUCUUCCGCCAGCUGAACAACAACAGCAAGGAUACUCGUCAAGUCAUCAAGAGAAAACUGCUAACAGCUUCAUCAAGGCGAGCAUUGACGGUGGGUACGGAAGUAUGAAUCAAGAGACGGAUAGUUCUGGAAACGCUGAGAAAAUGGAAGACGUCUCAUCGCAAUAA
Molecule: messenger RNA, 1632 nt
Organism: Caenorhabditis briggsae
Lineage: Eukaryota; Metazoa; Nematoda; Chromadorea; Rhabditida; Rhabditidae
Exons: 6
Coding region: 1-1632 (543 amino acids)
Molecular function (GO): nucleic acid binding
Source: RefSeq, a predicted model, not a curated record